Messenger RNA from Pelobates fuscus (common spadefoot toad), 1431 nucleotides. RefSeq names its product transcription elongation factor, mitochondrial (gene TEFM). Gene Ontology annotation, biological process: transcription elongation by mitochondrial RNA polymerase; mitochondrial transcription. Gene Ontology annotation, cellular component: mitochondrial nucleoid. The transcript is spliced from 5 exons. Gene Ontology annotation, molecular function: nucleic acid binding; DNA polymerase processivity factor activity. Lineage: Eukaryota; Metazoa; Chordata; Amphibia; Anura; Pelobatidae. Bases 158 to 1225 code for a protein of 355 amino acids. The record is from RefSeq and is a predicted model, not a curated record.
CCCUUUUCCCAGCUGACACUGUGACAAUGGGGAGAUUCUGCAAUGGAUCAGCUAUCCAGGAUUUCCGGCGGAACCUGUUAGCCGGGCACUUUGUUGCUGAGGGGAAGCAGUUACCGACGCACGCGCAGCCCAUGCAUGGAGGUCACAUGGUUCAGAGAUGAUCAGAUCCCUGCAGUUUGUUCUCAGAGCAGGCAAAGCUGUCUUAUGGCAUCCCUCACCAACACAGAGAUCACUUCAUUGCUCCCAAUGUCUGCGGAAAUCCACAGUGAAUAUGAGCUGGAAGGGGAAUGCAGCGGAGUCAGAGCCUGGAGGAGACAAUGGUAAAAUCAGUUUUAAUGAUGUUUAUACAGAGGAAGAUGCAGACACCAUUCUCCACGUUCUCAAUACUGCAUCCGAGGUCGAACUUUCUGGAAUUAAACUCUUACGGGGGAAGAAAUCUUCAAGCAUUGUACAAUACAGACAGGAAAACGGACCCUUUCUGGAUCUAAACAGUCUGGUGAAUGUACCUUAUUUCCAAUCCAAAAUUACAAUGAAAGUUUUUGAAUCCAUCCUCCAUUCUGAAUCGAAAGACCAUAGGAAGGAACGGAAAACAGAGGUUAAGGCAACAUCGAAACUAAUUAAACCUGGUAUACCUGCGGACCGACUUGAUGCCGCAGAGAGCAUAGUUUCCAUUGUUUUUGGAACUCAAAAAAUAGCCUGGGCUCAUGUGGACCGUAAGAUGACCGUCUUGGCCUGGGAUCAAGAGGACUGGCAUCGAUUUAUGAAGGGGAUCUACCACAGCCACAUCUACUGGGAGGAUAUUUCACCAAUUGUCUCCAGGAUCCCAAAAGCAGAUUUUUAUGUUUUGGAAAAACCUGGCAUUCCCAUUCAGAACAGCAAUCUAUUUCCAGUGACUUUACACUUGCAUAUGGUAGAAGCCAUGCUGUACAGCUUGCUGAACACACGGUAUGCGGCAGAUGAUAAUCACUGUGUGGUUAGUAUGGGACGUUCAAUUGUAGGUAAACAUUUUGCCCUCAUGGUUGGUGAGUCCCGGACAAGUGGAGUCGAUAUCGUAAAGCAGUUACUUUUGGAACCGGGUGUUCCGGGAAAAUCCUGGGUGAAAUUUUUACCAGAAAUUAUCCUCCGCUACAGAAGUCAGUUUCAAAUGAGAAGACAGAAGAGGAACGAGGAGCUGUGUGAUGCAUUAUUACAGGCCAUCACCUUCUAUGACCUAAUUGUGACUUAACUUUUUUCUUUUUUACACAAAUCCUACCUCUGUGGCUUCUAAUAAAGGAAAAGAUGGUAUAACCAAGGUGAUAAAUUCACACUCCAGAAUGGUAUCUCCCUUUUCUGCUUGAACUACUUUACUUUUCAAAUGAAAGGGUAUGGAACUGAACAUUUACAGCCAUGACAAUUUUAACAGCACAUCUGUACAAUGUCUACAUUCUCAGU